Molecule: messenger RNA, 7834 nt
Organism: Cherax quadricarinatus
Lineage: Eukaryota; Metazoa; Arthropoda; Malacostraca; Decapoda; Parastacidae
Product: endothelin-converting enzyme homolog
Biological process (GO): proteolysis
Cellular component (GO): plasma membrane
Molecular function (GO): metalloendopeptidase activity
Source: RefSeq, a predicted model, not a curated record
UCAAGCCGCACUGCUCUCCGCCCUGCUCUGCCUGCUACACACCCGCUUCUGCUCGCUCCAGGGCCCGCUUCUUCUGUUUCUUAACUCCUCUUCCUGCUCCUGCCUGCACCUACAUACACACACACCUACAGUACUGACAGAUCCGCGUUGAUGUAAUGGUGAGAGACGAGCUGAGACGAGCUGAGACGAGACGAGACGAGAGUGCACCUCUUCUGAAAAUUACUUACAAAAUGAGAAGAAACAACUUUGGUAAAUAAUGCUUGAAGCCGAGAGAAAAGAAAUUGGUGAUAAAGACCGUGAUCAAAGAGAUGGUGGAAGUUAAAGACGUUUUGAGAAGUGGCGAAAACCAGCGAGACAAGAAGUGCGAGAGAGGAGAAAAAAGGGAAGAGCGAGAAGAGAAGAGAAAACUGUCAUCUAAACUAGAGAGUAAAGCAGAGACAAUAACACUGACUAACAUUUGCGACAUCUUGCCGGGGGCCUCGCACCACACUUUUUUUAAUUCAGUUUAAAGCUUAAAGCAUUAAAUUAUCUUCUAAGUGAUUAUAAUAUCAAUCGUUGACGGGUGUGACGGUGUGGAAAAUUCAGGUUGUGACAGACGAGACGCAAGUAAUCUGUGAAGGUAGCUGAAGUUCUCAGCAACAGUGUUCUGUGGGCACCAGAUAGGAAGAAUGACUCUCGGAAUGCUAGCGAGGUGCACUGACGCUACUUCGAGGUUCUGGUGAUCGAACUCGAAGACUCGAACAGGAGGGUCUUCUUUACAGGGGUAGUUAAGUCGAGAGUCUCUGACGAAGUGAUUGAUCUGUGUUAAUGUAAACAUGCCAUUUGUUGCCGCUCGUUACGCGACACCAUAACGACUGUUCAGCGGGGGGGUGGGGGGGAAAGGGCGAGCGGAGUGCAACGUAUGUCAACAAUGGGUGAGUCAGGAACCAACCCGGGGGAGAGAGAGACUGGUUGAACCAUAAGUAAAUAAGUGUAUGUGAGUCGUCACAAACCUUAUCCUAACACAUUCUCUAGGAAACUGUGUUUUAAUACGGGAUUUAUUUACAGUACAUCCAACACAACAUUCUGUCAACCUUUUAAAAGUAUUCAGAAGCUCACUCAACAGUAACACCUAAGACUCGUUUUGAUAUUUUUCUUAAUAAGGACAUAAAACAGCAGAUUAAUUAGUAUUCACAUACAAAAUUACCGUCUUCAGUAACAUUUAGUAAUAUCCCAUAAUAUAUAUACACAAUAUUCAGUUCGACGAUGACCAGGAGCUCCACGAACGGGCGACCGUCAAGUAUGUCUUCGAACGGUAGCAGCGGAGGCGGCAGCAGCGACAGUGGCGGUAACACUGAUACCAAGACCACCACCACGGUUAUUGGAGGAGGUGGAGGAGGAGGAGGAGGAGGAGGAGUUGGGGGAGGUAGCAUUAACUACAAGAAGAAACAGAAGAAGUUCGGGGUGUUUAAGACCACCCUGCCGAGGAACCUGAAGGAGAACUCACGUGCCGAGCUCCUCAGUCCUUCCAGUGACGAGGUUCCAUCGCCCAAGGAUACCACUAGUGGGGUCCUAACCAUCCCAACUUCUACCUCCUCCCCGUCUCCUACGGCCUUCCUGCCUGAGGCUUUCCUUACAGACUCCUGCUGCACCACUUCCUCCUCCUCCUCGGCACUCAGGAAGGAUAUGUCUUGUUGCAACGGCACCACCCAUAUAGGCGUCAAGGUGGUCAAAAACCAUAGGCUGAGACGCUGGCAUGAGCGUUUGCUGUAUGGUGCUGUGCUCUUCUUGCUGACGCUGUGUUCCAGCCUCCUCACAUACAUCGUCUUAGAUAAGCUGCAGGACGUGCCAGUGCCACGGCCGGAGGUGUGCACCACACCGGAGUGCCUGAGGGCGGCGUCCCGCCUGCUGGACCGUAUGGACCGGUCCAUCUCCCCCUGCAGUGACUUCUACCACUUCGCCUGUGGCAACUACCUGCACGAGAAUGUGGUUCCUGACGACGCCCUCUACCGCUCGUCCAUGCAGGAGAUGCAGGAGGAUGUGCUUGUUAUUAUUAAGAAGAUGCUGGACUUGCCUCACGGAGACAACGACACAGACGCCUUCGGUAAAGCCAAGAGACUCUACCACUCCUGCAUGAACACCAGUUUCACUGUGCACGAGAAGGACAUGGCAGACUCUCCCAUCUUCGACCUGCUGACGGCGGAGCAGCUGGGACAGUGGCCGCUGCUGGCUCCUGACCGCUGGAAUGAGAGUCAUUACAACCUGGAACGAAUCCUGGCUCAGCUCACCCUCUACCAGGUCCACACCUUCCUCGACUCCUACAUCACUCCUGACGAGAGGAACUCCACUAUGUAUACGCUGCAGUUCUACAAGGGGUCGCCAGCGCUGGCCAGAAACUACUUCCUAAACACGUCGAAUGAGGAGUACGCUGGUUACAUGGCCGCCUACAGGGCACUCAUGGAGGAGACAGCGGUAGCUCUCUCACCUGACCAGUCCAUCAACGUCUCACACGUCGACGAACUCAUCGCCUUCGAGACCAAAUUUGCUCUGAUCUCUGACAGCCGAGCCUGUGGCAGCGGCAGUGAGGGAGGCAACAUGACGGACUCCUUGACGGAGGACGAUGACGCCUCCGGCAGGAUGACUGUGUCACAGCUGGAGCAGAUGGUACCUGAGAUUGCGUGGGGUCGCAUGCUGAGGUACACUUUAGAGGAGUAUGAGCUGGACCUUGAUGUGGAUUCCCUGAUCAUAACUCUCCACUGCAAUGCCUAUGUUCCUGACCUAGUCAAGUUGCUUUCUAGCACGCCCAAGAGGGUGAUCGUGAACUACCUAAUGUGGAGGUUCGUGCUGCGUUACAUGCCAUACAUUAGCAACUACUUCCAGCAGCUCUGGCAGCAAUUCAGGAGUGAGGUGCCUGAUCCUUUCGAGGAACGAACUUACCUUAGCCGCUGGAAGGAAUGUGCAGGUGUUGUUAAUGAAGGCUUCGGUGCUGCCCUUGCCAGAAUGUAUGUUGAGAAGUACUAUGACCACCAGAUCUCUAAGAAGAUUGAUGACCUGGUGGAGGAAGUGCGCACAGCCUUUCACUUGGUAAUUGACCGCCAGGACUGGCUCGAGCAGGAGAUGAAGCAAGUCUGCAGUGACAAGCUAGAUAUAAUGGGGAAGAAAAUUGGCUAUCCAGAAUAUAUAGAGUCCACUGAGCUCUUGGAUGCUGAAUUUGAAGGGUUGGAUAUACUGGAGGAUCACUUCUUGAAUAACAUCUUGAGGAUGAAGAAACAUGAAGUGUGGAAGGAUGUACAAAAACUUUCUCGACCAGUCGACAAAAAAAGGGACUGGGUGAUAGAGCCUCUCGUGGUCAAUGCCUUCCACAACCCCACUGCCAAUGAGAUCAUCUUGCCACUUGGGAUCUUACGAGAGCCUUUCUACAACCCAGGAUAUCCCAUGUACUUGAACUAUGGAAGUCUCGGGGUGGUGGUUGGGCACGAGCUGGUUCAUGGCUUCGACAAUCACGGUAAACGAUAUGACAAGCAUGGGAAUGUGUCACAGUGGUGGAGUGAGGAGAUGGCUGAACAGUUCACUGAGAGGGCUGCCUGCUUCGUUGAACAGUACAGCCAGUACCCUAUCGAGAUGGUGGGCAAGAAUGUUGAUGGCAAUGAAACUCUCGGGGACAACAUCUGUGACAAUGCAGGCGUGCUUAAUGCUUGGUUGGCUUACACCCGCUGGAGAGAGAGAAAUGGAGAAGAGCCUUACCUACCUGGCAUGAACUACACUGUCCCCCAAAUAUUUUUCAUCACCUUUGCCCAGAUCUGGUGUGAGGUGGUGAGCAAGGAAGGCUACGAGAAAUACAGCAAGGACAUGCACAGCCCAGGAGUCUACAGAGCCAAUGUUGUUGCCCAGAACUCCCAGUUUUUUGCCGAUACUUGGGGCUGUCCUGUUGGCUCCCCUAUGAACCCAGAGAAGAAGUGUCGCCUCUGGGUCUAGGUAGGGUGAGUCACUUGACGGUAAGUUGUUAAUUAACAAACAACCUAAUGUUAGCAACUCUGUAUCAGUCACAGUGAUGCAGCAAGUGGCUGGUUAUACUGGUAUUCAGUGGCAUAUUUUUGAUCAUCAACAUAGUGUCAGCCUGCAUAGUAAUAUGUCAUCACAUAGUGUCAGCUGGCACAGUAACAUCUGUUGUCACAGUGUCAACUGCCACAGUAACAUCUGUCAUCAUUGUAUCACUUAGUGAUAUGUUAUUAAUCAAUAUUGUCUACCACCAACAUAUUGUCAACUAAUUGCAUAUGUAAAUUGGUAACAGUUUCACUCUGGGAUAAUUCUGCAUCAGAGCAUGUGAAAGAGUGCUGACUCUGUGCAUGCAUUGAGGUGCCCAUCUUGGAAAGGACAUUGCUAAUAUAAAUGGAAAGACACACAGGAUGCAAGAAAUGUUUCAUAUGUUGAUAUUUAGAAAGGUGCUACCAUCUGGUUUUGUAAACUAUAAAAAUGUCCAGAGCAAGAAGCAUCUUCGGUAAGAAAAAUAAUAACUAUGGUAGUUAAAGAGCGUCUGCAAUAAUACAAGGAUUGUCUGGCAGAUGUGAGUUGUAAAUAAACAUCAGUUACUAUAUCUUAUUAAGAAAUAUACAUACACACACAUAUUACAUACUGUUAUUAAACUCUGUAUAUAUUGACAUUAAAAAGAGACUUAAUAAAAGCAACCCAGAAAUUUGUUAGACAGCUAAGCUGGUCAUUAGAUUGGUGGAAGUUUUUUUUUUUUACACAUCAGUGAAAAGAAACACUUCUCCCUUGCACAGUGAUAUACAGUAACUCAGCCCCACAAAAUGGUGACACUAAUCUCCUUACACAAUAGUGUAUAGAAUGUAAUUCACCCCCACAGCUGUGAUAUGAAGCAACCUUUCUAAACAAUUACCUGAAGUUAUCAACCUCACACACAGCUGUCAAGUAACAUCUUUUUUCCUCAUGCACUAGUGACAUGACAAAAUUUACACAACACUGAUAUGAACUACCCUCCCAACAAGACAGUGAGUGACAAGGAGGAGUCAUCCCCACAAUACUAACAAGACAUAAUCAUCCCCAUAACAGCAAUGAGAAACAGUUUUCACCCCAGUGACAAGAGGUAAUACUACUUCCUGCUUAUUAGUGACAAGAUAAAAUCAUCCCAAGAAAAUGGUAUUAAGAAGUAAUUACUCUUAGACACUAGUGCCAAAAAAAAGUAAUCCUCCCAGGACAAAAGUGCCAUGAAGUAAUCCUUCCCUAGACCAUACAGUAUUACCAUAAAGAAAUCUUCCCAGAAACCAGUGCUGAGCAGUAAUCCUAAACACAUUCCCGACUAGUACCCAGAUUAGCCUUAUUGUCAGGUGGAUCUUAAGGAAGAAGUGAGGGUGUAUUUAGUGUUGUUUUACCCAGCAUAGUAUUUACCACUGAAGAUCAGCUACUGAAUCUUGUGGUUACCUGCUUGUAUGAUUUCAUGUACAGUACUGACAACUUUUGUGGCUUUCUGUGAUUCUAAAUGAUAGUGAUGAUCAGACUGAUUUACACAUGGGUGAAAAUGUAUUCAUACCAUGACUGCUUUUAUCUGAUGACAUACUGCAGGAUGUAUACCUAAAAAUGUCAUAACUGUACUGUGAAACUGCCUUUAGCAUAUACCUCUGAACAUUGAGAUGGUAAUACAUGAAAAAAAAUUUAGAUUUAGUGUUGAAAAUAACAUUUAGAGGAAAAGAAUUCCUUUCAUAUGCUAAGUUCAGCAUGUUUAUAACAAUAUAUUCCAUGUAAAAGUUCUGUCUGUGAGUUAAGAAUGAGAAAUAAAGGAGUAGUAGAUAAUGAAGUAAUUUUGGUGUAAGGCUUAUUGGUGAAAAAGUUUGUAAUGAAUAACUCCCUUAAUGUGAAAUAAUUCAACAGUUUUAAAGAAAAUAUGCAAAAAUAAGAAUGCAAUGAAAAAUUUGAAUCAGAAAUUCUGUUGGUUCACAGUGAAUAUGAAGAGUGGCUCAGUUGAUGUAAAAAGUACAGAAAAACUAUGUAUAUGUUUGAAGAACCUUAAGCUGAACUUGAAAGUGAACUAUUGUAUACAGACAUGCGCAAGAAGUAAAAUAAUAUAAUCAAAGAAAAGUUGAAAACAUUAUCUUUACUUACAAGCACAAGAGAAUGCAUGUGUAUAAUGUAAAUAUAAAAUAGAGUAUAAAAAUUUCAAUAGAAAAUAAAAGAAGUGGUCAGCAAAAGUUCAUUUAGUUAAAAUAGUCAGUGCACUACUCUGAGCUACCCCACAAGCAUUAAUCUGACUAACAAAAUAGCCAUGGUCAUAUUUACUUUUCUGAAGGCACCCAAAAUCUUGUUUCCAAAAAAAGGGGGGGGAGUCAUUUCCUAAAAUAUCCACUAUCCUAUAUUUAUUUCAUCCUCCAAAUGACCUUUUUCUACAAACCAAACAAGUCCUUCAUUUUAAGCCCCCAAAUGAACAUGUAGUGCUACUGUAUUACAUUAAUUCUGCUUACUCAGUACUUUUAUAUCACGAUCUACGACAAAGAUAUUUUCUCUUCAUCUGUAGCCAAGCUGCUAGCAUCAGUAGCUCCUCAGAUAUUCAAAGGACUGUCUGUGCUAGACUGCUGCUGAUAGUCAAGAAAGGAUAUUUUCAUAAUGUAAAUGGUUACUAAAACACUGCAGAGUCAUAACAAAUAAUUAUUACUCUGACUUCGUUAGUACUCUCCACAUCCUCUUGUCAUCCAUUUUAUAUCAGAAUUUAUAUUUAAUAUUGUAUCGAAUGCAUUUCUCUAGAUAGUAUGGUGAGUUCCAGUCUAAAUUUUUGUUUAUUUAAUUUGUAAUUAUUUUGAGUGAUAUUGAAACUAGUCUUGAUAGCCUAGCUAUAUUAGAAUACAUUUAGACCAUGUAAAUGUUAGAUCAUAUAAUAGAAGGUAUCUUAAGUGCAUUUGUUCAUUCCCAUCUAAAGGAAUAACUGCAUUAUUAUUAUUAUUAUUAUUGUUAUUAUUAUUAUUAUUAUUAUUAUUAUUUUAACACUGGUUGUCUACUGCUUAGGUAGGGUGACCAUCACUGUCUUGCCAGCAGCACACCAACACUACAGUUUCAGAUGUCCCUCCAAACUGCAGUAUCACCACCCCUCCUUCAGAGUGCAGACACUGUUUUUCCCACCUUCAAGAUGCAAGUUCACUUAACCGGUUUCCUUGAAUCCCUUCAUAAAUGUUACCAUGCUCACUCUCCAACAAUUCAUGAGGUCAUAAAAACUACUUGCCUCCACUUGUAUUCAACACACACACACCAGUGAGUAUAACACCAGGCACAUCUCCUGAAACGCACAUCAACCAAAUAACUGCUGCAGCAUAUGGGCGCCUAGCAAACCUCAGAACAGCAUUCCGACAUCUUAAUAAGGAAUCAUUCAGGACCCUGUACACCGUGUACGUUAGGCCCAUAUUGGAGUAUGCGGCACCAGUUUGGAACCCACACCUAGCCAAGCACGUAAAGAAACUAGAGAAAGUGCAAAGGUUUGCAACAAGACUAGUCCCAGAGCUAAGAGGUAUGUCCUACGAGGAGAGGUUAAGGGAAAUCAACCUGACGACACUGGAGGACAGGAGAGAUAGGGGGGACAUGAUAACGACAUACAAAAUACUGAGAGGAAUUGACAAGGUGAACAAAGACAGGAUGCUCCAGAGAUUGGACACAGUAACAAGGGGUCACAGUUGGAAGCUGAAGACACAGAUGAAUCACAGGGAUGUUAGGAAGUAUUUCUUCAGCCACAGAGUAGUCAGUAAGUGGAAUAGUUUGGGAAGUGAUGUAGUGGAGGCAGGAUCCAUACAUAGCUUUAAGCAGAGGUAUGAUAAAGCUCACGGCUCAGGGAGAGUGACCUAGUAGCGAUCAGUGAAGA